Messenger RNA from Dioscorea cayenensis subsp. rotundata (Guinea yam), 2358 nucleotides. Its product is annotated as disease resistance protein RPH8A-like. The record is from RefSeq and is a predicted model, not a curated record. Gene Ontology annotation, biological process: defense response to other organism. The transcript has 3 exons. Bases 1 to 2358 code for a protein of 785 amino acids. Gene Ontology annotation, molecular function: ADP binding. NCBI's taxonomy places the organism in Eukaryota, Viridiplantae, Streptophyta, Magnoliopsida, Dioscoreales, Dioscoreaceae.
AUGGCUGAUGCUGCAGUAGGUUCUCUAGUCCGGAAGCUUGGUGAUCUAUUAGUGCAAGAAGCCAUCAAUUUGCAUGGAGUGAGUGAUCAAGUGGAGUGGUUGAAACGAGAACUGGAGACAAUGCAGUGCUUCUUAAAGGAUGCAGAAGCAAAAAAGAACAAUGGUGAUGACGAGAGGGUCAAGAACUGGGUCACGAAAAUGAGAGAUAUUGCUUUUGAAGCUGAGGACAUCAUUGACACUUUCAUGUAUUACACGCUACGUAGACAACAGGGGCAGCCUGGUUGCAUUGGUUUCAUCAAGAGGUUGCGGGAGCUAUCUCGAGUAGAGAAGUAUAUGGCAUUUCUAAUAUUGGUACAACUAAUCAAUACGAAGUCCGGUGAGAUCCCUAUAUUGCCUCAACUGAGAGAUGACAUUGAUAUGGUUGGCUUUGAUGAUGAGAAGAAAAAGAUUGUGCUAGAGUUGGUUAAUGAAGAGAAAACAAAUCGAUCAGUGAUUUCUAUAGUGGGUAUGGGUGGUCUGGGAAAGACCACACUUGCUAAAAAUAUUUAUAAUGAUCACGAAGAAAAGAGAAGCUUUGAUAUAUUUGCAUGGGUAAUCAUAUCUCAAGAAUAUACCAUCCAUGAGGUUUUGAAGAGAAUCUCUUCAAAAAUUUCAGCAACUCCAUCAGCUGACACAAUCCAAGACCUCUCGGACAUUGAAACAUGUUGCCCGACAAGUUUGCUUGAUUAUGCUCAUCAACUUGUUCAGAGGUGUGGGGGUCUACCACUAGCACUAGUAGUUCUUGGAGGACUUGUCUCAACUAAACCACAAACCCAAGAUGCAUGGCAUAAAAUUGUUGACAGCAUGAAAGGGCAAUUUGUGGAAGGAGGAAAAAGGUGUUUAAAAAUACUUGCAUUGAGCUAUAAUGAUUUGCCCUAUUACUUGAAAUCGUGUUUUCUAUACUUUGGUUGCUUCAAAGAGGAUGAGAAAAUUCCUGCAAAAACAUUAGUUAGAUUGUGGUUAGCAGAAGGUUUCUUGCCCAAAAAAAAUGGUACAACCACAGAAGAAGAAAUUGGAUUUGAUUGUCUAGAGGAGUUGGCACAACGAUGUUUGAUCCAAGUUACCAAACGGAAAUAUGAUGAUAGUGCAAAGAGAUGCCAAAUUCAUGAUCUCUUGCGUGACAUGUGCAUUUCAGAAGCCAAAGAGAGCAGAUUCCUUAAACUCUACAAGAAUGACGCUGAAGAUUGUAUGACAACGGCAAAUGCAGCCCGACGACUGAUCAUAUUUAAUGAGAUUGAGACUCUAAACUAUUCUAACUCAAAGUUGCGGGGUCUAUUCUAUGAUAAAAGUGAUAAUCUUCCGCCUUUUAGAGCUCUCAAAGGACAACUUGGCAAGUUUAAAUUAUUAAAAGUGUUGUUUCUUUUGGCUAUUUCAGAUAUAUCAGAAUUUCCUAGUGAAAUCAAAUCAUUAAUUCAUUUAAGAUAUCUUGAGUUCCAUUCUGUGAAUCUGAAGGAAGUUCCAUCAUGGAUUGGUCAUCUCCGCAAUCUCCAGACUUUUAUUCUUUCCUAUGGUGGAAGGUUAGAAAAGAUAUCAGAUUCACUCUGGACAAUUGGUAAUCUCAGGCAUGUUUGUCUACCUACAUCAACGGGUCCUCCUCCAAAUAUGAGAAAUAAUGUACCAAAGAAUUUGCAGAUUUUAGAAUGGGUAAAUGCUGGAUCAUGGAUAGGAAAUGCACUUCCAAAGCUCACAAAUCUACGCAAAUUGAAGAUCUGUAAUGUCUCUAAUGAUCAUGCCAAUGCACUAUCUUCAUCACUCCAGAAAUUGGGUCGUCUUGCCUCCUUAUCCAUCGAAAUUGGAGAUGAAAUUCCUUUGGACAACAUCAUUACAGCCUUUUCCAAUCAACAUUGCCCCAAGAAAUUGUUUCUCAAAGGAAGUUUGAACCACAAACAGCUUCCACUCAAUGAUGUAUUUCCUCAACAACUAGUGAAACUAUUUCUGAUGUUUUCUAAAUUGGAGCAAGACCCAAUGGCAACACUAGGGAAGCUACCAUGUCUCAAGUAUCUAAAACUCUACGAUGCAUAUGAAGGCAAACAGAUGAUAUGUUCGGCAGCAGGUUUCCCUCAACUGUUAUCCUUGACAAUCUUGGUAUUUGAUCAACUUGAGGAGUGGCAUAUCGAGGACAAGACAAUGCCACGUCUCAAGUCUUUGUGGAUCAUCAAUUGUAAAAGGUUGAAGAUGAUUCCAGAAGGACUGAAGAAUGUGUCACUUCAUCGAUUGGUAGUAUCACUUAUGCCUGAAGAAUUCAAAACUCGGAUGAAGGAGAAUACAGGAGAAGACUGGUACAAGAUACAACAUGUGCCCAACAUCUCUUUUCCUUAA